Molecule: messenger RNA, 1191 nt
Organism: Odobenus rosmarus divergens (Pacific walrus)
Lineage: Eukaryota; Metazoa; Chordata; Mammalia; Carnivora; Odobenidae
Gene: CZIB
Product: chromosome unknown open reading frame, human C1orf123
Exons: 8
Coding region: 17-499 (160 amino acids)
Molecular function (GO): zinc ion binding
Source: RefSeq, a predicted model, not a curated record
GCCGAGCCAAGCCACUAUGGGGAAAAUUGCGCUGCAGCUCAAAGCCACGCUGGAGAAUGUCACCAACCUCCGCCCUUUGGGUGAGGACUUCCGGUGGUACCUCAAGAUGAAAUGUGGCAACUGUGGUGAGAUUUCAGAGAAGUGGCAGUAUAUUCGGUUGAUGGACAGUGUGGCACUGAAGGGAGGUCGUGGCAGCGCCUCCAUGGUCCAGAAGUGCAAGCUGUGCGCGAGGGAAAACUCCAUCGAGAUUUUGAGCAGCACCAUCAAAUCUUACAAUGCUGAAGACAAUGAGAAGUUCAAGACAAUCGUAGAAUUUGAAUGCCGAGGCCUUGAACCAGUUGAUUUCCAGCCCCAGGCUGGGUUUGCUGCUGAGGGUGUGGAAUCGGGGACAGUCUUCAGUGAUAUUAAUCUGCAGGAGAAGGACUGGACUGACUAUGACGAAAAGGCUCAGGAAUCUGUGGGAGUCUACGAGGUCACCCACCAGUUUGUGAAGUGCUGAACCUUCUUCAUGCGCACUUGCCUCUAAGAACUGAGAAGGGACAAUGUGCCCCGAGCAGCGGAGCCCACUGAGGCGUGUCCCCCCUCAUCCUUUGUCUCCUGGAAGCUAUCCAAGCCCUCACCGCCUGCAUGUUGGGCUCUGUCACAGCUUCCCAAGCCCCACCAAUAAAGCCCCCGUUUGUGCUGCACUGGUACGUGAAGGCAGAGUCAGGUAACAGCAACUCCCUCCACAAAUAAUUCAUGUUGGAAGUCUCCGAUCGCUUCCUGGCACGUUGCCACAGUAUAGGCUCCAAUUUGUAAAAUAUGCAGGAGCACAUAGCUUAUAAGGGCUCUCCAGCUCUUGGGGAGCAGGUAGGUCAACUCAAAGGACCUAAGGUGUCAAGGCCAAUGGUACAAAGGGCAGCUGGGCCUGUGGAAUGAUGCCAUGAGCCCCAUGGUCCUGAGCCAAAACACUACAUUUACCACCUUGGCUCUUAAGUAAACCCAGGCAUUUCUAGCUGGUGUCACUACAUAUUCCAGGGCUAGCAGGGACUUUACAGGCAGCAAUCCAGUCCUGGCAUGAAUCUGCUCUGUGAAAUUCCUGCUGACGGUCAUCAAGUCUUUGUCCAUUUGCCAUGAUGAGGCAAUCCUCUCCCAUCAGGGGAGUCAAUAUGAACGUUCUUCCUUCUGCUAAGUCAGCCUCUGUGCUUCCUG